GCUGCGGGUUUGUAAUGCAAAUUGUUUUGCUGUGGAGAAUAAACAUAGUGUGUGCAGUUUUGCGGGAAUCAAGCUAAAAAUACCAGAACGAAAUCGGAAAAAAAUUGCCUGAGUUGGUGCCGAAUCAAGUGCGUUCGCCAUACAAAAAAAAAAAAAAAAACAAAAUAAAAUAAAAUAAAAUAAAAUCUACGCCGAUACCUCCAAAUACCCGAAGGGGGGAAAGUAUUUUUUAUAAAUAAUUAAUUCUCUUUCAAUUUGUCAAUAAAUUCGAACCAAAGCGACAAACGAAUUUUCAGUUAACGAUUAGCAAAGCGGUUGUACAAACGUUCGUCGGAACGGACAGGCUACCGUUGUCUAGGAGACGCGAGUGAUUUUUCAAAUAUAAUCCUUGUGCCAGGAUAAUAGCGUAAUAACAAUUAAAAAUAAUUUAAACUAAAACUCUUUGUAGUGUCUCCUACACACACACACAUACACACACACACGCAACUGUACAUAAAUCAUAUUUGAAAAAUGGGUGAUCCUAUCAGUUUCUCCAUCGAAGAAAUGGAACAGGUACGAAGUGUAAAACGACGCCGUCGUACCAGCGCUGCCCGCAAAGCUUCCGUUAUACGUCCACCAUCUCCACCAAAAAUUGAAUCGGAGGCCAUGGCAGUAAUCAAUGAAAUAUUUAAUCCAACAUUUAAGAAACCUCAGACCCAAGGACAUUAUCGCGCGCCAGAUGAAGUAACGGCUGAUGAUGUGGAAGCAUUGAAGGAUUUAGACAUAAGCAAAUUGGCCGAAUUGAAAGAAGUGUUUUUGUUGCUCGACUUGGAUAGCGAUGGUUUGAUAUCGAAGGAUGAUUUACGAUUCACUUUUAUGGCGCUCGGCUCUGACACGCCAGACGAGCUGAUCGAGGAUAUGUUAAAAGAGGCAAAGGAUCCUUUGGAUUACGAAGCUUUCAUUGAGUUAAUGAGCCAUCGUACUGUUGAAUUGGACCCAGAAGAUGUGCUAUUGGAGGCGUGGAGUAAGUGGGAUGAUUAUGGCACAGGCAAAAUUGAGGAGAAAAGAAUGUUGGAAGAGCUUACCAAUUACGGUGAUGUUAUGACGACCGCUGAGGCCAAUGAAGCGCUAAAGUAUGCACCCAUAGCCAAAGCAAAGACACUCGAGGAGCCACCAAUGAUUGACUAUCCAGCCUUUUGUCGUAUCCUGUGCGGCUUGCGAAAGGGAAAACCGAGGACAGUGGACGAAUGAAGGAAUAAGAAGAAACGAACACAAAUACAUACAUAUCUAUAACAUUAUUUAUUACCGCUGCUGAACGACCCAAUUGUGCAUAUGUACAUAUAUAUAAUAUUACAUACAUAUGUAGAAAUUCAUAUCAAUAAGCUUACUUUAGCUAUAUACUUACAUACAUACAUAUACAUAUGUACAUGUGUGUGCAGUUUUCAGAUAUUUUAUUGUGAAUACCGUGUAAAGUGACAUUUUUAUUGCACAAAAAUUUUUUAUUUCAAUUUUUGUUCGAAUUUUUUCUGUUUGAAAAUAUAAUAAAUCAAAAGUGGUUGGUACGAAGACACGCAGAAUCAAAUGCGCUGUGAGC
Molecule: messenger RNA, 1573 nt
Organism: Ceratitis capitata (Mediterranean fruit fly)
Lineage: Eukaryota; Metazoa; Arthropoda; Insecta; Diptera; Tephritidae
Product: myosin regulatory light chain LC-2, mantle muscle
Exons: 5
Coding region: 511-1230 (239 amino acids)
Biological process (GO): post-embryonic development; locomotion
Cellular component (GO): myosin II complex; cytoplasm
Molecular function (GO): calcium ion binding; myosin heavy chain binding
Source: RefSeq, a predicted model, not a curated record